AUGCGAUGCAUGUCGCGAAACGACCAUACAAUUAGUCAGGACUCUGGUGUGCACUGGGUGUGUCGAAGACAUCGCACCGAUUGUCUUUGUCAUACACAAGCGUAUCACAGGCAAGUACUUGUUUAUGAGAGAAAGGUUCAAAGGUCAGAAGAAGUGAGACUUUUUUAUGUACAGUUGUUGAGAGAUAUCAUCAAAAAUUACGAGCAGUUGAUUUUUCCAUGUUUGCACGACAUUAUUAGCAUUUCGACCAAAAGCAUAUUAGACAAGUGUCCUACAGUAAUAAUAGACAGUUAUCUGUGUGCAAAAGAACUAGCAAUGGCUACGAAACUCUAUUUUCAUUCGGUGGCUGAUUUGCUUGUUGAACCCCUUUUAAUAGCAACAAAUCAUGAUCAAUGUACUGUUAGUUAUACAGCAAUCAUUUCACUAGAUGAUGUCAUUAUGUACAGUAAUGGAGAACAAGUUCCAGAGGUAUGCACUUCUAUCAGUAGUAGACUUUUUGAUCAAGAUGUUCACGUGCGAUUAGCUAUCUACCUUGUUGUAUCCAAUUGGAUGUUAAACCUACAUGAUAGAUAUUCAUAUUUUCCAAAACUCAUUCCUUUGAUUUUGACAGCUCAAGUUGAUGAUCAUCUACCAAACCGUGAGGAAGCUGAACGUCAGUGGGAUGAAAUUGGAAAUCAGUAUAUUACUGAGAAUAUAGGACAGUUCAGGGAAACUUUGGAUUGUUUACCUGAAAAUUUAGAUCACUAUCCUCCUAAUGUUAAAAGACCAAAUUUGGGUUGCCGUUCGUUAGUUGCUGGAGAAGUGUUGAACUUACUCCCAGUUAUAAUACGGGAACUAGAUGAUGAGAAAGAAGAUAUUAGUAUUAAAGCGGGUCAAUUGUUAUGUGUGGUUGCAUUGAAUGCUGAGAAUUCUAUUAUUCAACAUUUAAAUCAAUUACUGACUGUCAUGACUAAAUGUUGUCGUCAACCAAAUCAUGUUGCAGCAAAUCAUGUUCGGAGAGGUGCUGAAAUUAUGAGUUAUUUCAUAUCACCAAGUAUUAAUCUGAAAUUUUUAAUUCCUACAAUGAGUGAUACUAAACCACAUGUAGGUCAUAUGAUAAUUUUAUCUGGACUAUUAAAAAAUGUCAAGUCAAUUGAAUUAUCAACACAUAUGAAAUCUAUUAUUACUCUUUUGGAAAAACCAGAAAUAUGUGAAGUAUGUGAUUCUCUAUUCGAAAAUUAUUUGCUUCAAGUAAUUCAAGUAAUUGGACAUGUAUUUGAUGCUUGUGAAUCAGAAUGUCAAGAAUUGUCUUACGAGUUGUUUAAAAUUUUCAUCACUGUACAAAGGACAACUUUGGAUUAA
Macrosiphum euphorbiae (potato aphid) is the source of this 1341-nucleotide messenger RNA. The record is from the annotation of a GenBank genome assembly. NCBI's taxonomy places the organism in Eukaryota, Metazoa, Arthropoda, Insecta, Hemiptera, Aphididae.